GCGGUCCCGUUGGAGCGUGGCUGGCCGGCUGGGCGUAUCGUGUCUUUGUGUAUGUGUUGUGCUGUCGGGCUGCUGUCAGCUCCGGCACGGCACGGCUCGGCUCAGCGUCACACAGACACAAACGUACGCAGGGAGAGGGAGGGGGGGCGGUGAGCUGCAUCAGCGCUGCCGCUGCGCACAAAACAAACAGGCGACUGCCGGCGCUUCGCCCCCGGUCCAGGUGGAUUUAUUGUGGCGUCUGCUGCAGCUGCAAGGUAGAGGAGCUGGUAGAGCCACUGCAACAGGAAGGUCAGGAGAGGAGGACUGAGUCAGCGGAGGGAGGGAGGGAGACCCCGUCCGAACACCGGGACCCCGCCCGGCCGCAGCCAGUCUGUCACCGCUGUCAUCCAGAGAUGCCAAGGGAGGGAGGGAGUUGAGGGACGACCCAUCUCGUAAAGAUUGAAUGAAAGAAAGACAGAGUAAAGGAAAAACACAGAAGGAGCAAGAGGCAAAGAAGGGGAGAAACAAAUCCAACAGAGGAGAGCAAAAGGAAGCAGGAGGAGGAGAAAAGGGAGAGUGGGAGAUGUGAGAACACACAAAGUCCUGAAAGCGACAGACAAGACUGAAAGUGAAAGAGAGGAAGCCACGCAGGAAAAAGAAUCUGGGAGCUUUGGAAAGGUAGGAGGGGAACGUGAGGAACUACUGGUUUAGGGAGGGAAGAAACAUCUGGAUGGUCUCCACAGUGACGGCCAGCAGGUCACCCCCCCUCCGAAGAUGGCCUCCAACUUCAACGACAUCGUCAAGCAGGGCUACGUACGCAUGCGCAGCCGCAAGCUGGGGAUCUAUCGGCGUUGCUGGCUUGUGUUCAAGAAGUCAUCCAGCAAAGGACCUCGUCGUCUGGAGAAAUACCCUGAUGAGAAGACUGCCUACAUCAGAGCCUUUCCUAAGGUGACAGAGAUCAGCAACGUCAAGAAUGUCACACGGUUGCCGCGAGAUACCAAGCGACAGGCAGUGGCCAUUGUGUUUGCAGACGACACCUCACGCACCUUCACCUGUGAAUCAGAGCUGGAGGCAGAGGACUGGUUUAAGACGCUGUCAAUCGAGUGUCUGGGCACACGGCUCAAUGACAUCAGUAUGGGAGAGCCUGAUCUCCUGGCUGCUGGAGUGCAGUGUGAACACACAGAGCGUUUCAACGUGUUCCUCCUCCCCUGUCCCAACCUGGACAUCUAUGGGGAGUGCAUGAUGCAGAUCACCCACGAGAACAUUUACCUGUGGGACAUUCACAACCCUCGCACCAAGCUGGUCACCUGGCCACUCUGCUCCCUGCGGCGCUACGGACGCGACGCCACCCGCUUCACCUUCGAAGCCGGACGGAUGUGUGACAGCGGCGAAGGCCUCUACACUUUCCAGACCAGAGAGGGAGAGCAGAUCUACCAGAGGGUUCACUCCUCUACGCUGGCUAUAGCAGAGCAGCACAAGAAGGUCCUGCUGGAGAUGGAAAAAAACAGCAGGUUGAUGUCUAUGGGUUCAGAGCCUGGCUCCUACCCCUGCACCCCCACCGCCAUCCUGCCUCGAUCCGCCUACUGGCACCACAUCACUGGAAACCAGACCGGCAUGGAUCCUGGCAGCGGUGAUGCUGCAGAAGACGAUCUGCUGUCCACUCGCCUGCCUCCUGACCGCCAUGCUACGCUGCCCCUGGCAAACACACACGCACAGUCCCAGCCGCACAUACACACACACUCCCCGACACACUACCCCACCUACCCUGGACAGUGACACACACAUACACACAGAAGAAUGCAUGCAGCACACACAAUUCACUGAAAGAAACACACACUCUUACUCCUUAUAUUAGUUUUACAGCCCAACGUUACACCUCACAGGAGAUGUUGUAGGCGGGACUUGCCAAACGACCAUCCUGAAUGCAGAAAGCAGGAAGUGAAAACUAAAUUCCACAAAAGACUGCAUGGAGAUUGGGCUUCCUUACAUGACCGCAGCAUGACUGCAGCUCCUACAGUUUCACAGGAGAUGUGGGAUAUUUGACAUUUUUCCACACUCAGGCUGAGAACCUCUGCCUGGAAGAUUGGCAUAUGUUGCCUGCUGAUUAAAGUAAGGACUGAAAGCUCUCAGUAGGCUUUAAACCACCUAGAUUGUAUUACAUGUUGUCCGAACAGGUCCAAAAGCAGAAGUGUUUCCACCUGUGCCACUCUCGAAGGCGGGGUGAAAAGCCUUAAGGAGCAAUUUUUUAGGGAUUCUUUUUACUGAAUUUAUACUAAAGGUUUUUAUUGAAAUUAUGAUUUAGAUAGUAAAUCUCUGGCAGUACGAGAUUCAGCUGAUAGCACAUGUUGCAACAUUGUGAAGUGAAAUGACACAGCAUUUGCUUUCGUUAACUAAUGCUGGUCACUCAUCACCAAGACACCUGCCCAGUUCUCCCCUGGUUCUGCUCGCACCACAACUCAGUUUCUCACUGCUGGCUGUGGUCCAUCGUAUGCAUAUGAAUAUGUAUUUUCAACCUCAUCAGUGUCAAAACUAGCACCGGGAUCCAUAUUUGUUAUUGUUAACAUCGGCCUAGCUUGGCUUAUUUCUCAGUUUUGAGGAAGACAUGAAAACUGAUGUCACUGUAGUGUAUAUUUACAGUAAACUGAUAACACUUUAUUUUAUGGGUCAAUUCAUUCCUAAUAAUUACCUAAUCAUUUUACCAGGACAUUUCAUGGAGAGAACUAUGUAAUUUGGUCCUAAUUAUAGCAGAAAUAUGAAUUUCCAAAGAAAUGCUCCAUUUAAAUCCAAAUAAAAAUUAAUUCCAUUAUUCAUUCAUUAUAUAUAUUUAUUAGAAACAUUGCUUUCCAUAUAUGUUGAAUAUUUGUCAGUUUUCAUGUGUGAAACCUAGUGCAACACCAUGAAUGCCUUUGAGGAGAAACUGUCCAAAAAUGUGUGUUGAUAUCACAUUUUUUACGUUUCGCUGCGUCAAGACUUCAAGGCGGGUCUUUCACUCCACCUUCGAAUGUGGCCAUUCGGAACAGGUAUAAACACUUUUGCGAUGUGUUUGAUGAUACACCGUAGAACUUAGUUCAUCUGAGGCAUAUUAAAGCCUUUACAAACAAACCUAUCUUGUUACCCAGCCACCUGUCUAGAUUUGGUAGUUUUUUAGUGAGGAAUCUGUGAAAUGCAAAAUUUUGGUCACAUUUCCAAUGUUUUUUAUAUGGUGUGUAUACUUUAGGACUAGCAAGUCCGGAUCUGAUGUUCUAGCUUGAGUUUCUUACCCCAAGGGUGUCACAAGUUCCAGAUGGCUGCCAUGGGAUUAACGUCAAUAAGGUCUAGUGUGUUAGACUGAAUACUGCGUGGGCUGGGACUGCAUGUUGCCUUAAUAGCACCACAUGGACUGUGCUUGGAAAUACACUGACACCUAGGAUUCCCAUGUGGAAAGUUCCCAGUGUACCAGUGCCAGCUGACACACUUGGAUGAAGAAUACUUGAUAAUUUCACUGUAUGUCCGCAUCUGGAUCAAUGCCUUUGAUUUCGCUGAUAACUGAUGUGAAAUGAAACUGUGAUCGGAUUCAUUUUAUGGAUUGGCUCCUGUACUAAACAGGAUAUUCACCCGUAGAGCUUCAGACUCUCUCUGGGAUGUGUGCUAUCUCACCUCCUAUACGUAUCCUUUAUUUAACCAGGUAAAAGUCUCACUGAGAUUAAAAUCUCUUUUUCAAGAGUGACCUGGCCAACAGAGCAGCAGAAACAUUGUUACAAUAAUAAACAAUAAUACAAACAGACAAAUACAACUGUCACACACUACACACGAGUGAACACAAUAUCCAGUUAAUAUGCAAUACAAGGUCAAGGACAAAAAUCCAUUUAUAAUGCAGAAACAGGUAGAAUUUCCUAAAACUAUUUUCAGUUAAAGUUUAGGAGGAAUUACAAUGACCAAGAGUACUAUUUUCUCGCUCUUUUAAAAUCGACUUGAAUUCCCCCUUAGUAAUCAGCUCUGACAAGUUCAGGUCCUUCUGCACAUUAUUCCAGGAAGUGGAGGCAGCGUAUUUAAAGGCUAGUAGCCACAUGCUUCUAUUGAGCUCUAUUUGCACAACCCUGUCAUUUUCUUAUUCAAGGGUUAGAACUGGAAGAGGAACUUCCAAUGUAGAGGUCAACAUAUAUGGAAUUUUGAAAGCCCAUACUGAUGAUACAUUUGCAUUGAACCUGCCAAUAACUGAUAUUCAGUGUCUUUACAUUUGGCCCCUUGAAUGCUAGAUAUUCAUUUCUCCCUAAGAGUGUAUUUCUGACAAGUAAACCCUAAAUACUGAAGUGGGAACCUCUCCACUGAACACAGGAGAAAAACAGGAAAACAUUGGCAAACACAGACUCUCUAAAGGGCCGAGGUGGAAAUAAAGCAGGGGCAUCUCUUCCUCUCACAGGGUCAGGGUUCAUUUCUGCCCUAACGUCACACCAGAGCGGCACUUGAACUAGAAGGCAUUAGGGCCAACUGAAGGGGCACAUGGGGGAACUUGGGCUGCCUACAGGGGCUCUCAAGGUGCAUCAAAUGUCUUACAUGUUAUGUGACAUCAGGUCAAAUGUGAAGCAUGGAAGUGUCCCGUGGGCCUCCAGACACAUCAUGGUUAAAUAAAGGUGUUUGUCCCCAAUGGUCACACUAGAGCAGCACUUGAGCAUAUCUGGGUCAAACUGAAGGGCACUUGGACCAACCAGAGGGGCACUUGGACCACUCAAGUACCCUAUUAUGUGACAACAGGGAAAAAGCAAACAAUGAGAGAGAAAUCCUGAUGUUAUAACAGUGUUGUAAUCAGCAGACAGGUCGCCUCACUUUGAGUGAGAUGGUAAGGGAUAGUUCUAGUUUAUUACAACUUAGAUCUCUUUUUCAGAGUUUUGUCCAUCAUUUCUAUCAGUAAUAAUACCAUUGUACUCACCGAGAUCUGGGAACACAACUACAUCGCUCGAAAGAAUGCUGACAGGGCAAGAAACACACCAAGUCAGAUGAUCAGACAGGCUUUAAACAAACCCCCAGGUUAGCCCAACUUAUUUGGAAGAGAAAAUGAAGAGGCACAGUAAAAUUAUUACCUAAACUGUUCCACUUCAACUUCUGCUACCUGACCUGAUCUUGUCUGGUCCCGACAGAGUAUCACGUUUCUCUCUCUGACUGUUCCAGUUGUCUGCUUCCAUUUGUGUCUUGUGUUUUAAGAAGAUACACAUUGCCCAGUGGGGAGAGCCUUAGAGACAGCCAAUGCGUGCCGAUCUAACAGUCAGCAAUGAAUGAAAUGUAGCAAAAAUGGAGUUUUGGGUCUUGGGUCGGAUUUGGGUCUCAAAUUGAUAGUACCAGUCGGGUUCAGCCGGGCCAGGUGUGAAAGAUGCAGGUAAGGGCUGGGUUCUGGUCUCAGUUUUAGGCCCAAGCAGAUCUCAACUAGUUGUGUGCACACAGAUUUCCUGUCGAAUCAGGAAUUUUUAGUAAAAAUUCAGAUGGCCUCGCUUUCGGUUUUACCUCCAAACAAUGUGGUUUAGAUCAUCUGGUUAAACCUGGCUUGUUAACAGCCUGUCUGAUCAUAAAUCCAAGUUGUUUUUGCUCCGUUGUCUCAGAUGUUCCGACAUCUCAUUAAUAAUUUUAGUGAGUACAAGGUUAAAAUUGUAAAAUGUUAAACAUUCCCAGUUAUUCCAGGUUUGAGAAUAAGACCCAAGUUGUAAGAAAGCAGAAUUACCCUUCAAUAAUGUCCUCAUUCACAUGGGUGUGUAGCAUUAUUAGCAUCUUCAAAGGUCAAAGUCUUCCCAGAAAGGCUGUCAAAGGUGAAAGACAGAAAAGAAGAUCCUGUUAUCUUUCAUCCAGACAGCUUGAUUUUGCUACAUACUGCCUUUGCCUUCUAUUACACUUUGUUUGACAAAGAACUAGCUAUUCAUUUUGUUGGGACUUUAGAGGUGAGGUAGUGGUGGGGGGCGGCGAUUAGCAUGCCAGGAAGGACUGGCUGCCAGAACAAGAACGGUUGGAUCAUGUUUUCCUGAACUCUGGGCUCGUAUGGGAGAUCAUCCUUUGAGUGCUGCCUUUUCAUUCUGUCAUAAGGGUUUUUAAGACUGUCGGUGUGAUGUCUGGGAACACCGACCACCUUGACACCAUUAUAAAAUGCCUCGUAUCUGGAUUGUGUCUAGAUCUGAUUAAGCUUGAUUAAUCCUGGAAUCCUUGUGCAACUUACAUUUCAUGGUUUAUGGUUUUUCUGUAACUUUAACCUGACAGGGCUACGCAUUUUGUUGGUUGUUUACAUGAUGGAAGUUGUGUAUUGUGUGUAGAUGUGUUUUGUGUACUUACAUUCUGUAUAACUUGAGUUUUCUGCCCUCUGGAGACAGUCUUGUACAUAUUGCUAUUUAUUUCAUAUGAAAUGUGUGUGUGUGUGUGUGAGAGAGAGAGAGAGAGAGAGAGAAAGCAUGACAUGAGGGUUUAUUGGAACAUGUGUUCAUUUAAAAUGCAGACAUCAUAUUUUUGUACCUUGUAAUGUUGAAUAAGAAGAUGAUACCAGGCCUGCGCAGCUCUUCACACAUAAAUCUGCACCUGAGUGAACAACAAGAUCACAUUUCCCAUCCUGUCUUCUGCACCGUCCCCUCUGACAGAGCUCACAAUCACAUGCUCUCUGUUCGUGCCUGCACCAUGCUGCUGAUUUUUGUAAAGAAACAGAGAGGCGUUUUAUAAAGAAGGCUCAGUCAAGCAGUCUUGAAGGAGCUGAACAAACUGAACCAAGAUUAAGCUAAUGACGUCAGGCGAAGUCAAGUCUGCUUUUAGAGCAGUUUGUUCAUGACUUUGAAACACAGACCUGAAACAUCAAGCACAGAUCACGUCAAUAAAGCAAACACACACGUAAAGACAAAACUGUGAUGUUCACAGCAACAGAGCAGCACAUUUAAACAGAUAAUAUUAGGAAGAAAAUAAUAAAGCGAAAAAACUAAACCGAAACGACUGCCAUUAACAAAGCAAAGGAGAACUUUCGGCAGCAUGUUCCACACCAGCUGUAGAUGAACUCAGAACCCAUGAACUCUUGUGUUAGCUCACUUUGUUACAGCGCUCUGCUUGUAAUCAUGCCAUCUUUUUUUCAGAUCCUGUUUGAGUCAUUUGAAUUUGAAAAUGUUUGCACAAAAUGAAACAUGACAAUAAUUAACUUUGAUGUAUCAAAUAGGGCCCAAAAUUAGAUAAUUUGCAGUUUCUAAGAACAAAGUUCAGUUGAAUUAUGCUACUUGGUUUGUACAAGUGACAUAAUAGCCUUUGUAUGAUGAAAGUAAUGUUUAAAUACCUUCAGGCUGGUUGUCUGCCUCUCUAGUAUUUUGAUUGUAGUAUUUCUGGGUGUCUGUUUCAUUUCUUUCAUUUACAUGAGACCAAAUGGUCUGUCUCAUGUAAAUGAGACCUAGGCUACUUGGUCUACUAGGCUACUUUCACACAGCUGUGGGCCAAACGUACCUUUCAUUUCAUUGAAUUACUCGAAUAGCCUGAAGCAAAACAAGACCAGAGUCUAAGAGCACAGUUGUGCUUUGAGCUAACUGCUAAUGCCAGUAGGCUAUCAAGCAUGACAUUGUUAACCUGUUGAUGUUUAGCAGGUAUUGAUUUCCAUUUUCACCGUGUUAGUUUAGCAUGUUAGCAUGCUAACAUUUGCUAAUUAGCACUAAACACAAAGUACAGCUGAGGCUGAUGGGAAUGGCAUUCAUUUUGCAGGUAUUUGGUCAGAAACCAAAGUGUUGGACAAAUAGAAAUUUUGACAUGAUGAUGGAUCACCAACGUUAAAACAAUAUGAACAUGAAUGUCUCUCCCAGAUUUCAGUGUAAUCUCUCCAAUAGUUGUUAAGACAUUUCACUCUGAACUGCAAAUGUCAACCUGCUGGUGGUUAGUUAGUAGGAUUCAUCAUCUGGAAACUACGAAUGUUGGUACCAGAUUUUGUUCCAAUCCAUCCAGUAGAUUCUGAGCUAUUUCACUAAAUAAGUGGAAAUUUGACCUGCUGGUGGCGCUAGAUUCAUCAUCAGGAGACCGUGAAUGUCUGUACAAAAUGUCAUGAAAUCCAACCAAUAUUUGUUGAGAUAUUUCAGUCUGGACCAAAGUGGUGGACUGACCAAACCUAUUUUAUGAGACAGAAUUUUUUGUCUGGCUUUACUGGUAAUAUUUUUUUUAUAAAACACCCCUCUGAGUGUGCUUAAGUGCAAAAUGGAAGAGGUGAUUGAGGGAAAUGGCUGCAGAAAAGGAUGGAAAAUGACAGCGCUAACAGUUUUCCUCCAGCAUGGUUUGAAAGCACCAGGCAGUUAUAGUGUCUGUUUGUGAUUGUAGUGUUAUCACAAUGAGUGCAUCAGCUCUCACCAGUGGCUAUCACCUCCCCUUGGCUUUGUAACUGAUGACAAAAUGUUGUUUUCACCCAUUUACACUGUCUACACCAAGUGCAUGUUUAGAAAAAUAAAGGCCAUUACUUACUCAACAGUGUAGCUCUCCAAUGUGAUGCCAAUCCUUUGAAUGUGAGUUUUGUUAAUGCUUUGCCUUUUCCUUUUCUAAAACUAUUCAUGUAAAGUAUUGGACAUAAAGCUGAAACAUGA
This is a messenger RNA of Siniperca chuatsi (mandarin fish), 8519 nucleotides long. RefSeq names its product docking protein 4 (gene dok4). The record is from RefSeq and is a predicted model, not a curated record. The coding region runs from base 754 to 1755 and encodes 333 amino acids. NCBI's taxonomy places the organism in Eukaryota, Metazoa, Chordata, Actinopteri, Centrarchiformes, Sinipercidae. The transcript is spliced from 9 exons. Gene Ontology annotation, cellular component: cytoplasm. Gene Ontology annotation, biological process: positive regulation of MAPK cascade; cell surface receptor protein tyrosine kinase signaling pathway.